AUGUUACAGGACGAAACAAACAAACCUAUAUUUGCGUUUAUUGAUAGUGAUUGGUUUGAUUCUGAUGAAGAAGAGGAGGAUCCUAUAUCACAUAAUGAAAAGAAAUAUGCAAUUGCAUGGGAUUGUUUUGUAAACCAAUCCGAAAUUGAUAUCCCGAAAGCAAAAUAUUGGAAGGGUCAUUAUCUUUAUAAUGGAAUAAAUGUAUCAAAGGAUAUAGAUGAAGCAAUUAAGUUAUAUAAAGAAGCAAGCUGA
Molecule: messenger RNA, 252 nt
Organism: Funneliformis mosseae
Lineage: Eukaryota; Fungi; Glomeromycota; Glomeromycetes; Glomerales; Glomeraceae
Source: the annotation of a GenBank genome assembly